AUGCUUCAGAAAAUUCUACCCCGUCGCCUUCGCCCUGGAGAUACCAUCGGCUUUAUUUCUCCUUCACUCCGGCUCAAUAAACACUUUGAGCCUGCUUUAGCUCGAGCAUCAGCAGCGCUCUGUGCGCGUGGCUACAAAACGAAAGAGUUCUUUACUUCGGUCGCUGGAGUACAAAAUGAAAUCACACAACGCCUAACUGAGCUCCACAGUGCGUUUGAGGAUGAUGAAGUUACAGCUAUUGUUUGCACGUUUGGCGGCGACGCCUUCUCAGAGUUGCUCCCCGCAUUGGUCGCUGAUACCGAUUUGCACCAGCUAAUUCAGACUAAACCCAAGAUUGUCAUUGGCUUAUCCGACAUGACAGGGUUACACUGGUUCUUGUUCGCUUGCACAGGUCUUCGCACAUUCUAUGGUCCAAGUGCAAUCCCCGAGCUUGGGACAGUAGAUGACUCUGAUAAUGCGGGGACGCCCCGUGGAUUUUGCCUUCAGGCUAUGCUGGACGCUAUUACCAAAGACACUUGUCUAGGCCAAAUUCCAAAGUCUUUGACUUAUGCCUCAGAUUUUCCUGCUUUCUUUGGAGAUUCCAGCUCCCUGGACGCCCAGGCCGUCAGUCCGACACCGGCUUGGGAGUGGCUCCGACCUGGUAAAGCAACGGGCCGUUUGUUUGGUGGAUGUUUAUCCGUGAUUGCAAGACUUAAUGGAGUUAAAGCAUUUCAACUGGAUUGGAAAGGACGGAUUAUUUUUAUCGAAACAUCUGGAUCAGAUGCGGAAGAUCUUGAUUCAGUCAAAUCCGGCCUUGCCUGGCUCAUUGCGCAUGGCAUGUUCGAAGAGGCUGCUGGUCUUAUUAUUGGCAGACCCUACGGGUACAAAACUCCGGAGCGGAUGGCAGAAUAUGCAGGCGUAUUCAAAUCAUUGCUUUGCGAAGGACGAUUGGCAGAGAAGAAUCCAUUCCCAAUUCUCUUUAACGUUGACAUUGGGCAUACGUCACCCAUGGUCACUUUGCCCAUGGAUGCACUUACUGAAUUGGAUUCGACAAACGACACAUUUGCUAUUCUUGAAGCUGGCGUACAGUGA
[Torrubiella] hemipterigena is the source of this 1071-nucleotide messenger RNA. The record is from the annotation of a GenBank genome assembly. Lineage: Eukaryota; Fungi; Ascomycota; Sordariomycetes; Hypocreales; Clavicipitaceae.